GCCGUUAAAACAUAAACCACACAGAAAAAAACACGACGACCAACCAACAACAACAACAAGAAAAAUGUCCGCGACGGCGAUUUUCUCUCUAACGAACUCUAAUGCCGUCUCCACCGUAUUCAGCAAUCGUAAACUCCAUUGCAGGAACUCUGUAGCUAAACCCACUUCGAGAUAUUCACCAUCUUCUUCUUCUCUUGCUUCUCGAUUCUCCCCAUUGAUUUCACCAACUAGGUCCUUCACCACUUCUGUAUUCAAGAGAUUCAACACUCUCAUGGAGUGGCAAGAAUGCAAAGUGAAGAAGAAGGUGGACGUGCCUGUAUCAGUUGCAUACGGUCUCUACUCCGACCGAGAAUCGAUUCCUAGGUGGAUGACUUUCAUUUCCUCCGUAAAGGUACUCAAGGACAAAUCAGAUUUGUCUCGGUGGACUUUGAAGUAUUCAGCGUUUGGUCAGAAUCUUGAGUACUCUUGGCUCGCUAGGAACUUGCAGCCACUCCCGAACCAGAAAAUACACUGGAUUUCUCUAGAAGGCCUUCCCAACAGGGGCACGGUUCGGUUUUUCCCGCAAGGACCUUCAUCAUGCGAAGUAGAAUUAACUUUUGCGUACGAAGUUCCACUGCUACUUAUACCAUUUGCAACAGCGCUUCAACCGCUGAUGCAAGGAAUGAUUAAGGAUAGUUUGGAGCUAUUUGCAGAGAUAGCAAAAAGCACAAAGACAACUUAGUUAUACAACAAAACAUCAAAAAUUAUCCAGAUUACUGCAUUGUUCUUACAAGGAAUUUGCACAGAGACAUCAUUGUUGUGACGACAGAGUUACCAUAUUUAUUUUUUUAUACAGUAGUGUUCAUAAACGACUUUAUACACAACAUUUUAGUCCAAAGACAUGAGUUUGCCUGAUCACAAACCAAAAUGUAAUUGUUGACCAAUGAGUGACUAUUUGGAAUUUGGUUGUGGUUGAAGAUGCC
Eruca vesicaria subsp. sativa (arugula) is the source of this 962-nucleotide messenger RNA. NCBI's taxonomy places the organism in Eukaryota, Viridiplantae, Streptophyta, Magnoliopsida, Brassicales, Brassicaceae. The record is from the annotation of a GenBank genome assembly.